AUGGCGCCAGACACGUUCCAGUUUAUCCUACACGACGCCGAGAGACCGGAGUCACAGCAGCAAGCCCGCGCCCACGCGGCCCGGGUUGCUCACUCCCGGAAAAGGCAGUUUCGUCUGAUAGAAUAUCACGCUGGCAAGAAGAAUAAGAGUCGAAAAAAAGACAAGACUGCCGCUCGACACAAGAAACCAGCGGAAUCUAGGCCGUCCAGUCUGGAGAUCGCCAUUGCAGAGGACCUGCUCAUACCAAGUCCCGUCUCGCAGCUGGCCUCGGACCGGACGGAUCCUUUUGUCAGCUCGGCGAGGUCUUUUACUCAGGAUGAGCACUUUCUGUUUGACUAUUUCAUCCAAACCAUACUCCCGGACGAAAGCGCCCGGUGCGGAUUCGCCUUGGCCAUGACGGCGGACAAAUGGAGCCAACUCGUAGAGAAAGAGUGGAUGCCAUUUGCCCUUAGUCAAUUAGACGCUCUGGAUAGUUUUUUUAUGCAUGCAUGCCGGCAUUUCUUGGUGUUCCAGCACCAGCAGCAUCGACCGGAUCGACAACGGCACUUUAUGCAGCUAGCCACGAGGUACAAGCUGGCCUGUCUGCGGGCUGUGAACGAGGCUAUUUCGGCGGGAUUCUCGGUGUCGAUUAACAACGCGACGGUUGCGACGGUGGUGCUGCUGGGGUUUGAUGAGAUGGCGCUUGGCGACAUGGCCUUGUCCAAAUCUCAUGCCCAAGGGGCGCUGCAGAUUAUAGAACACAAUGGAGGGUUCCAGACACUCGGUAUGAAUGGGUUUUUGGAGUCUCUUUUUUACAAGCUCUGGGGAGGGACCUAG
This is a messenger RNA of Talaromyces rugulosus, 816 nucleotides long. RefSeq lists its product as uncharacterized. NCBI's taxonomy places the organism in Eukaryota, Fungi, Ascomycota, Eurotiomycetes, Eurotiales, Trichocomaceae. Bases 1 to 816 code for a protein of 271 amino acids. The record is from RefSeq and is a predicted model, not a curated record. The transcript is spliced from 3 exons.